Ostrea edulis (European flat oyster) is the source of this 703-nucleotide messenger RNA. RefSeq lists its product as uncharacterized. Bases 108 to 503 code for a protein of 131 amino acids. The record is from RefSeq and is a predicted model, not a curated record. NCBI's taxonomy places the organism in Eukaryota, Metazoa, Mollusca, Bivalvia, Ostreida, Ostreidae. The transcript is spliced from 2 exons.
GUUCUUUUUGAUAGUGAUUUUCUUUAUUGUUUGUGCCAAACAUCGGGUUUGAUAUUCCCUAUAAGAUAGCCGAUAAAAAUUCAUGACCUUAGUGGAUCUGUAUCAUCAUGGCGAGGCGAUACAACCCGUCCCGUUUUGGUAUAAGUAGGGGAGACGGAUUGCCACCAGAGCCUUAUUUCAGAAACGUCCCAUCAGCAACAAAAAUUCCAGAUGAAGAGUAUAACCGUAUGCUGAUGCAAACUUACAACAAAACGGAGGAAGCUACGAAAGAUUUUCACAGACAUUUGGUGAACAAAUUAGAUUAUCUGAACUCUGUAAGAACUCUCAAGCACAAGAAAAACCUGUGGUACAAUCGGAGAUAUGCUGGGGGAUUUACACUGUUUGCUUUUGGAAUUUAUCUUUACACAAUGCAUGCGAUGAAACAGGAGGAAUUCUUGGAGAAAUUAGAUGUAAAUGUGACAAAAACAGACAUUAACAUAGCUAAAGGACAGCCAAUAGCAUAGUUCAUGUGGAGGAAUGGCAUAGUUCAUGUGGAGGAAUGGCAUAGUUCAUGUGGAGGAAUGGCAUAGUGUGUUUGGAUGAAGUAUAUAAACGGUGUGCGGAAAACUAUAUAGACAGACAUGAAGUUACACAAAAAAGAGACUCUGUUUUACAUUAUGAUAGUCUAAUGGAAUAGAUGAAAUAAAUAACAUUGAAAAUGCAA